AUGUGGAUCUUCUUUAGAAUAGUUUUCUUUUCGACGCUUAGCUUAGCCGCUACAUUAGGUCCACCGAAACUCUUAGAAGAGCCGCCGAAUGAGGUUUGGUUCCAGAAAAGUCAACCCGAUGGGACGGCCAGUCCGGUGAAACUCAAAUGCACCGCUUCUGCAAAUGCUGAAGAAUUUGUCUGGCUGAAAGAUGGACUUGAGUUGGAGAUCGGUGGAGAGGAUGUGGACGGUGGAGUGACAUGGGAAAGGCCAGGACAAAAUGGAUCUAUUGUUAUUUCAACACCGACAGACAAUAAUCAGGGUUACUAUCAAUGCUUUGUGAGCAAUCCAUUUGGAACGGCCGUAUCGAAUAAAGUUUAUGUGAGAAUGGGAGUUUUGGAGCAUUUUGCGAGGCGAGGUGUCCGAGUUGUCCGAGUGGAUGAAGGAGCUCCUCUUACUCUCAACUGCACCCCACCCAUGGGUCGACCAAAACCCACGAUUUUUUGGCUAUAUCGCGACACAAAUCGAGAGGAUGUGAUUGAGACAAUCAAAAGAAGACAUAUUGGAAUUGAUGCUGAGGGAAGACUUCACUUCACUGCUGUACAAAAAGAAGAUGGUCGUCGGGGUCUCCUUUAUGAAUGCGCAGCUUCAUCACCCGUUCUUCGAGGAGAAUAUAGAUCAGGAGAACGUGUUCGAUUAGAAGUCAAUGAGAGACAAAUACUCUCCGUGCCAAUUCGAACUCUUUACUCGACACCCGAUGAAGUAACGGUGAAAACAGGGGAACGACUCAAAUUGCAAUGUAUUUUUGGAGGAAGACCAAGACCGGUGGUGUUUUGGGAGCGAGAAGAUGGGGAGUUACCAAAAGAUCGCAUGAAAGAUCUAUCGUCGGGCGAAUCGGACUUUGGAAUGGCUUUAGUUAUCGAUCACGUGAUCCCACAAGAUGCUGGAAUUUAUCUCUGUCGUGCUCAACACCUUCAACAUGUUUUCAAUGUGAAAGUUCAUGCAGCUCCUUUCUGGGAUGAGAAGCCACCACUAGAUUUGACAAGUAGUGAGGAUUCGGAAGCGGAGCUUCGCUGUAUUGCAGGAGGUAGUCCAAUCCCCGUGGUUUCCUGGUUUCUCAAUGGACGUCCCCUAUCCGGUCCACAAUCAGAAUACGACGAUGAUCCUCGGCGCCAGUUUUUCCAGGGAGGACGCAUCAUGAGAAUCACGAAUUUGAAACAAGAUAUUGACACGGGUGUCUAUCAAUGUAAUGCCUCGUCAUCACUCGGAUACGUCUAUUCAAAUGUGUUUAUCAAUGUGAAAGCUCAUGCACCGCACUUUUUGAUGCCGUCGAAGCGAGAGUGGAGUGUUGUGAUUCGCUCAAAUAUCGAUCUUGAUUGUCAAGUUGAUGCUGCUCCGACAGCCGACGUGCAUUGGGUGGACGAGGACGAUCGACCAGUGAUCCCCGUUGAGCCAAGGGUUACGAUUCUCCCCAAUCACACUCUUCGUAUUCUUGAUGUUCACACAGCCGAUGAAGGUCUUUACUAUUGCAAUGUCUCCAACAAAUAUGGCAUUAAUCGGGCCACAAAUCGACUACAAGUCUAUAAACCAACAUAUUUUGUUAAAGUACCAGAACCGAGAGAUUUGGAGGUCGAAGCUGGGGCUGAGGUGGAAUUAGAAUGUCGAGCGGAAUCUGAUGAGCGACUAAGUGUGAGAUACACAUGGAGUCUCAAUGGAGCUUCGAUCAAUGAAUCGAACACGUUCCGAUAUAUUGGCGAUUACAAGCUUCGUCUUUCUCGUGUUGCCGGUCGUCACUCAGGUCUCAUCGAAUGUCAAGCACUUACCGAUGUCGAUCUAAAAAUUGCCGUUAUGAAACUCGCCGUGAAAGAUGUCCCUUCAUCUCCCCGUCUCACCUCUUGUUCAUGCUCCGAGCGAAAAGUUCUUCUCAAAUGGGAUCCCUCAAAUUCUCAUGGUUCUCCAAUCAAAAGAUAUUUCAUCGAAAUGCACACCGAUUUUGAAAGAGAUCAUUGGGAGGUGAAACACGAAGAAGCUGAUAGUAACAAGGAUAUCUAUGAGAAAGAACUUCCAUUGAGUCCAUGGGUGAACUACACAUUCCGAGUAAUAUCCGAGAACUAUUUUGGGCGAAGUGAUAAGAGACCGGCAGCUUUAGAUGAAGGUGAAAGCCGCGAUAAUUGUCGAUGUCAAACGAGGGCCUCGUCUCCAUAUGUGAAUCCGGCCGGUGUUUGGGCCCAAGGGGAUAAACCUGAUAAUCUAAUCGUACAUUGGACUCCGAUGGAAAAGAUCGAUUGGAAUGCCCCACAUCUACAAUAUCAGAUCAGAUACAAAUUGAAUAAUCCAUCAGUUGCUUGGGAUGAAUUCAUUGUUGAGGAUCCAUUAGCUAAUAACACGAUUAUCCGCGAACAACCAACUUAUAAGGAAUACCUAGUACAAGUGAGAGCCGUGAAUGCCAUUGGGGCCUCAAUCAACGAGCCGGAGAUCGUAAAGGGAUUCUCGGGAGAAGACGAGCCAACUGAAGCUCCCGGUGCAUUUUCUCAUGGAGAAUUCUUAAAUUUCUCCUCCCUGAACGUUUCAUGGAAUUCGGUAAAUGAGAAAUCGAUUCAUGGAUAUUUUCUUGGAUAUGAAAUCGAAUACUGGCCGGUGGAUGACGUGGUGAUCAUGGCCGAACAAGUGAUUGUCCCCCGAGAUACACAAUUUUUUCUUCUCUCCGGCCUUCGUCCACACACUAACUACACUGCUGUGAUACGAGUGAAAAACAAUCAGUACCGUGGUCCCACAUCGAAUACAAUCCAUUUUGAGACACCAGAAGGAGUUCCCUCAGCGGUCGGAGCACUCCAUGUCUCAUCUGUUGGUGCUCAUUCAAUUCUUGUCGAAUGGCGCCCCCCUCAACGUCCAAAUGGAUUCAUUCGUGGCUACUUCAUCACAUUUACCAAUGAUCAAAAUGAUACUGAAGAGACGUAUGUGCUUCAUCGUCAGACCCAUUAUCUGCACGAGCGAGCCCACUCUGAUUCUCCAUACAAGGUAGCUGUUUGGGCGGAGACAAAAGCUGGUGAAGGACCAAAAACAAUGCGACCCGUGAGGACAUACCCAAUUGGAGAUCCAUAUCGACCUUCGUUUUUGAUAGCGAAUUUGAGUGGCGGAUCCCUAGAUGUUGAAUGGUUACCAAGAGAAGCAGCUGGAAUGCCUGGAUCUUCUUUUUUGCUCAAUUACACUCUUGCCGAGACUGGUCUGACAAACCAAACAUUCCCUGUUUUUCUACCAAACACAAAGAUUCAUCUGGAUGGAUUGAAGGAGGGAUCAAGAUAUGUUCUCGUGGCAAUUGCACGUGAUGGAAAACGAGAGACUCCAUCUGAACCUUAUUACAUUGACACUGAAGCACCCAGAGAUCCGUCAAAGUUGAAUCAAGAAUCGGCAAGAACGGCAGCUUGGUUUGUGUCAGUGUUGUUGGCAGCAGCGGUGGCAGUGUCUCUUCUUCUCGCAUCAUCUUGUUGUCUUCAACGACGUCGAGUCUAUAAGGUCGGUCGCGAAGAAGAGAAAGUUGGUGUCCCUCCCAGUAACAGUCGAGAAAUCAACGAUAUUGAAGAGGAUCGUAAAUUUCUCGAGUACAACUACGGGAAUGCGUGGUUGGGUUUUCUCUUUGGAACUUUUCUCGGCUUCUUCACAUUUUCGACUUUGUCGCCGGUUUAUUAUAGUGUCCUGCGUGGAGAGCCACGAGCGUGGAUGACUACAGAACAACAUAUAGAAAAUAUUACUGUUACAACGAUUAGUUUAAUGGUCGAAGAUACAAGUGAAAUUCGCGCAGAAACCACUGCAACACCGUGCCCUACUUACCCGACGACAAUAGAGCAAAUUUUGACAACGACUGAUCGCGCAAAGAAAUGGCCUCGAGUAUUUUGUAUGAUCAAUACGAUGCCCGAGAAACAUCACACUCGUGUCAAACAAGUCAAUGAGACAUGGGCUCGUCAUUGCGAUGGGCAUGUAUUCAUGACAACUGAACUGAACGAGACGCUCACCCCGUUUUGGGAACUUAAAUUUGGAAAUGCAACUCAUAACACGCAUAAUUACUGCUGGAUUUGGGACCGGAUUAGAACCGCAUUCACAAAAGUGUACAACGAGAAAUUGACAGAUUUCGAUUGGUUUCUGAAAGGAGAUGACGACGCUUUUUUCAUCAUCGAAAAUCUGAAGGAAUACCUGAAAGAUAAGGAUCCCGAAAAACCAUACCUUCUUGGAACAAUGCUGCUCUAUAAUCUAAAGGGUCGGCCAAAGGAUUUUGUUUAUCCAAGUGGUGGAGCCGGUUAUGUGUUGUCGAAAGGAGCGGUGAAGAGUUUUGUCUCAGUGAUGCACGACGGAGAAAAAUGUCUAAAUACUUCCUAUUAUCAUGAGGACACUGAGAUGGGUUGGUGUUUGUACAAUGCAGGAGUUGAAGUGUUGACAUCAGUGGAUACAUAUGGAAGACAUAUGAUGUUGCCGAUUGAUGUCUCUGCAAUUGUCGAUGCGAAUAAUUCAACAAGACCCGUUGACAGAGGAUGGGCUAUUCAAUCUACACAGCUUCCAUUCAAACAAUCCGGCAAGACGUCGAUUUCUAACUACUUGGCCGACUCGCUCGAAUCCCAUUUUGGUUACAGACCAACCAAAGGUGUUAGAAUCGUUGAAUUUGAAAGUAAUGACUUGGAGUUGAACGGAACCAAGAUAGACGCCGAUGUGGAGUUAUGGGAUUGUUCGGGUGACGAGAAAUUCAAUAGAUGUUGGUCGGCACUGCUUGAUGGAACACAUGGUGUCAUUCUAGUGGCAAAUCCCGAAAGACACACUGGAGAGUCGCUGAUUCCAUGGGAACGAGAGUUUAUCGAACGUGGCGGAAUUCCCGUCGAUCGAGUGUUGAUGGUUCUUCUUGAUUCUGAUCAUACAUCCACUAAUCACUCAGCAAUAUCAGAGUUUCGAUUACCAUCUUCUUUAAAUGGAGUGCAUUGCGUUGCAGCCUCCUUACCAAAAGACGGGGACAAUCUACGGCUUGAAUUUAAUGCAUUUCUCUGCAAUGUUAUCGCCGAAAUCUAUCAAGAUAGACACUUU
Molecule: messenger RNA, 5043 nt
Organism: Mesorhabditis belari
Lineage: Eukaryota; Metazoa; Nematoda; Chromadorea; Rhabditida; Rhabditidae
Source: the annotation of a GenBank genome assembly